AUGGCGGUUUCUUCUCUCUCUGUUACCCCGCUUUCUCUCUCCAAUUCUUCUCCCUCUCUAUCUUCCAAGCUAAAGUCUCCAUCUUUGUGCCUUUUCUCGGGUAACUCCUUGAGGGUCACAUGCCCCAAACCUCUGCACUCAUCAACUGUGGUUCAUGUUGCUCCGGAAGUAUUGGAUUCUUCCCCUGAUCCCUUGGACCCACCUCCAGAAACCCUUGAUGAUGACUCUGAACCCACUACUUUUCAGGUUGGUGACUUGGGGAUUCCCAGCACUUCGGCAAUUAGCAUUGGCGCUGAUGCAGAUGCGAUGGCACCAAAGCAGAAGAUUAGAAUCAAGCUUAGAUCUUAUUGGGUGCCCUUGAUAGAGGAUUCCUGCAAGCAGAUAUUAGAUGCAGCAAGGACUACCAAUGCAAAAACAAUGGGACCUGUGCCAUUACCAACCAAGAGACGAAUCUACUGUGUUCUUAAAUCCCCUCACGUACACAAGGAUGCUCGGUUCCAUUUUGAGAUAAGAACUCACCAGCGUCUCAUUGAUAUUCUGUAUCCUACUGCUCAAACAAUAGAUUCUCUGAUGCAACUUGAUCUUCCUGCUGGUGUUGAAGUGGAGGUCAAGCUCUAG
Messenger RNA from Sphenostylis stenocarpa, 618 nucleotides. Lineage: Eukaryota; Viridiplantae; Streptophyta; Magnoliopsida; Fabales; Fabaceae. The record is from the annotation of a GenBank genome assembly.